This is a messenger RNA of Neoarius graeffei (lesser salmon catfish), 697 nucleotides long. RefSeq names its product mannosidase beta like (gene manbal). The record is from RefSeq and is a predicted model, not a curated record. The transcript is spliced from 3 exons. The coding region runs from base 40 to 384 and encodes 114 amino acids. Gene Ontology annotation, cellular component: membrane. NCBI's taxonomy places the organism in Eukaryota, Metazoa, Chordata, Actinopteri, Siluriformes, Ariidae.
AGUCAAAUUUCACAACGUCAGCUAUGUCUAUUACACCGGAUGUUGAACCAUAAAUACGGGAUACAGAAGCUGCUUGGAUACGAAUUACUGUAUUUCACUUCGAGAUCACAGGUGAGCGCCAUGUCCGGAGAUUUGGACCUCUCACCGCCGGAGGUUCCUGAGCCCACCUUUUUCGAGAGUGUUUUACGUUAUGGUCUCUUUCUUGGAGCAAUUUUCCAGCUCGUCUGCAUUUUAGCCAUAAUUCUACCCACCUCCAAGAGCCAUGAACAGGAAGAGACAUCGGAGCCAGCUGAGCCGAAAACCUCUGAGCCAAACAGAAAGCCCAAAGCACCUGCGCAGCAAGUCCGGCAAAAACUUAAAAAGGAGAGCAAGAAGAAAAGAUAAAGACUGUGAAAUGAGUGUGUGAGCAAAUCUGAAAUUUUGGUUGUUUUCUGACAAAAAAAAUAAAACAACUGAAGUAAAUUUUCAUUGUGGACCAUCCAAACUAAACACUAAACCCAUAUUGCAACUGCAUACAGUUUAUUUACAGCAGUAGAUCUCCAUGAGUGAUGAUAUUUACAAUACCUACUUUACUCAUUCACUAGGUGACUGUCAUAAGGCUGGUGGUUAAAACUUUUUACUUUCUAUUGACACAUUUUAAGCUAUCAUUUUUGUAAUUCUCUUGUAAUAAUAAACUGGACUGUUUUGGACCAUUCUG